Messenger RNA from Condylura cristata (star-nosed mole), 971 nucleotides. RefSeq names its product ADP-ribosylation factor-like 8B (gene ARL8B). Gene Ontology annotation, biological process: protein transport; anterograde axonal transport. The coding region runs from base 56 to 643 and encodes 195 amino acids. Gene Ontology annotation, cellular component: lysosomal membrane. The transcript is spliced from 6 exons. The record is from RefSeq and is a predicted model, not a curated record. Gene Ontology annotation, molecular function: GTPase activity; GTP binding. NCBI's taxonomy places the organism in Eukaryota, Metazoa, Chordata, Mammalia, Eulipotyphla, Talpidae.
CCGUUGGGGUCCGGGCCGAGGCCGCCGCGUGGAAGCCGCGCCGCCCGCCGCCAUCAUGCUGGCGCUCAUCUCCCGCCUGCUCGACUGGUUCCGCUCGCUCUUCUGGAAGGAGGAGAUGGAGCUGACGCUCGUGGGGCUGCAGUACUCGGGCAAGACCACCUUCGUCAAUGUCAUCGCGUCAGGUCAGUUCAGCGAGGACAUGAUCCCCACGGUGGGCUUCAACAUGAGGAAGGUCACCAAGGGCAACGUCACGAUAAAGUUUGGGAGUGUGACCCUUAAGCCAGUGAAGCGUCCGAUUUCAGUCGUGCUCACUGACGCGCCGGGAGAACGCGUAUUGACAUCAUUUUGCUCCUUUAAAAGUUACAUGAUAGAUGCUGCAGAUCGGGAGAAGAUAGAAGCUUCGCGGAAUGAGCUGCAUAACCUCCUGGAUAAGCCGCAGCUACAAGGGAUCCCAGUGCUAGUGCUCGGAAACAAGAGGGACCUGCCGAACGCCUUGGAUGAGAAACAGCUCAUCGAAAAGAUGAACCUGUCUGCUAUUCAGGAUAGAGAAAUCUGCUGCUAUUCGAUUUCUUGCAAAGAAAAGGAUAACAUAGAUAUCACGCUGCAGUGGCUUAUUCAGCAUUCAAAAUCCAGAAGAAGCUGAAGCACCUCCUGGAGUCUUCCAGCCCUCCCGGCUUUCCUCCUAGAAUUGUCCGCUCCUCCCAAGCCCUUCUCGGAGCCCGGUCCUGCCUAAGCCCAAGACAUCGCCUUCUCCAGACUUGACGUCUCGCGUGCGCUGCUGAAGACGCCCAGCGGCCGCUAGUCCGCUCGCUCGGAAAGGCUUCCCCACGUGUUUGUCUCAGACCGUGUAGAGCUUUUUUAAAAAACACACCUGGCCAUCUUAAAUCAAGAAAAUUGCAUAUUUCUGUUCUGGUCUUUCUGGGCCGGGUUUUUAUAUCGGUUUUCAGUAAACGUGCCGGUGUUUGAGCGUA